AUGACUGUGGAUGUGGAGAAGAUUAUUCAGUUCAUUAAACAAGGCGACCAAGACAAUGUUCAAAGUCAUCUGGAUGAUUACAACACUGAGAACUCACAAUGCUUCUUUUUUGAUGUGGAAGAAAGGGAGAGAAAAAAGCAAAGAGAGCUGGAAGAGUUCCGCAGGAAUAAAGUGAGAGAGUACGUUCCAGACUCUGACUCAGACUCUGACUCUGAUAACAGUGAGGAUCCAGACCUUGUUCUGCGGAGAAGGCUCGCUGCGGCUCUGAUCUGGUUUAUUCGUAUGCGCCUGCAGCCGGGCGUUUUGAGAGUGUGUCUACGAACUCUGCGGAUCAUCUCACGGGACCGAAAGGCACUGGCACCCCUGAUUACAGACUAUGCCCUCAUAACUCUUGCUCGGCUCGGGGGCAUCUCUGCCCUGCCAACCUGGCCUGAGGAAGAGAAUGAUCAGUGGGGCUCCUCACACAGCGACGUCACUCCUGAGAACGAGAUCGACACACUUUCAGAUAAUGACACCAACACCCAAUGUCCUGCAUGUUGCAGUGAGACAGAUGAUUCAUAAAGUGUAAGGAAAGAUGGAGUCUGUGGGCUGUUGACAAGAGGAAAGAGGGAUACCAGAGGAGAGAGGGAUGAUGAGGGUGAGGAAGGACACGAUGAUGGUGAGGUCUGGAGGAAAGAGGCGAUGAAAACCCUGUGCAAUGUCAUCUACAACAGCCCGAAAGCACAAGAGAGAGCCAGCACACUGAGGUUACUUCAUGGCCUAUCAGUAAGAAUUAAGGAUGGAAUACAUUCCCCUUCACCUCCAAGUGGUCAAUUUUAUGAACUGCGGCUUCUGUUUUUGUUGACUGCUUUACGACCUGAGCUCAGGAUUGAGCUCUGCCAGGAGCGUGGUGUGUCCAUGCUGACCGCAGCUCUGGAACAGUGUUUAGACGUGAUCUGGGGUGAAACACACGAGGUGCUGACUGACCUUACAGCUCCACCUUUGUGUAAGGAAGUUUCUCAGCGAGCUCUGGAGAUCCUGAAGACCCUGUUCAACAUCACCUACAGUAUGCACAGACAGGAUGUAGACGAGGAGGCUGCAGCUUUGUAUCGUCGCCUAGCUGCAGUCCUGCGUCACUGCCUGCUCGUGCCCUGUGAGGGAGAGGACAGAAAAGAGGAGCUGCAAGGACACACAGUGAAUGUGCUCUCAGCGCUCCCUCUGCAGUGCCUGGAUGUCCUGCUUUCUGUUCGCCUGUCCGAAGGUUCAGAGGAGUCUGGUGGAGUCAACAUGGACUGUGUCCACACUUUGCUGCUCUUCAUGGAGAAAAGACUGGACAGAGGCCACAAGCUGAAGGAGAAGCUGACUCCAGUGUUAAACCUGUUGACAGAAAGCAGCAAAGCACACAGGGAAACUAGGCACUAUCUCCGGCAGCAGAUCCUGCCUCCACUGAGAGACGUUGAGCUGAGGCCUGAGCAGGGGAACACACUGAGAAGCAGACUAGUGAGACUAAUGACCCAUGUCGACACUGAUAUCAAACACUGUGCAGCUGAGCUUCUCUUUGUGCUCUGCAAAGAAAAUGUGAGCAGGUUUGUGAAGUACACUGGUUAUGGUAAUGCAGCGGGGCUGUUGGCAGCACGGGGUCUUCUGAACGGCAGUGGCCCCUCUCCUCAACCACAGUACUCCAGUGACUCUGAUUCAGACACAGAGGAGUACAGACAGGCCAGGGACAGGAUUAACCCUGUGACGGGACGGGUGGAGGAGGAACAGCCUGAUCCAAUGGAAGGGAUGACUGAAGAAGAGAAAGAGGCAGAGGCGCUCAAACUCAUAAAUAUGUUCAACAGGCUGUCCCGGGGCAAGAUCAUUCAGCCGAUGGGAGUGACCACUGACGGCAAACUAGCGCCGCUGUGUGGCCAGACGAGACAUAGCGCAGUGCAGGAGGAGGAGGAAGAUGAGGAAGAUGAGGAUGGUAGUGAGACAGAGCAGUAAGGAAGGAGUGGAUGUCAAGAUGAUGAUUAUUAAGAGGCAAGAUAUUUUAUACUCUGAUAUAGUGAUAAAACAAUUUCAACAAUAGAGGAGCAAACUAUAUCUUACAGAAAUGUUCAGUAUUUGUAACAAUGAGAUGUGAAAAGGAGAAGCAAAUGAAGCUCUCUAUGAUGUGAUUAAAAUGGGGAUAAAAGUCAUUUACAUUAUAACGCACAAAAUAGCAGAGAUUGUGAUUUAUUUAGAAUUACUCAUAUAUGCUAGAAACAGUCAAUUAGGAAGCUACUAAAAAGCAAAGGAGAAAGAAAGAGACAAAGAGCGAAAUGGGCAUCACACCAAAGACAGACAAACACUCCUGGAAAAUGCUGCUGCUGUUGCCAUGGUAAUGUUACCAUGGUAACAACAGGAAAUGCAGUUCUACGGCUUCAGUUUUUUUUCUGGCACUCCAGCAGGAGUGGAAUGUUUACCUUGAAGAACUGCUGAGGCUGGUCUGACACUCUGAAUGCUGGCACCCUACACCGAGAAGAAGGAAAAAUCAUGAAAAUAAUGUCAUUAUUCAACUCCUCAGAGAAACGCUUUCAUUUGCAGAGUGAUUAGUCAGCACUGGGAACUUUGAACAUGAUUACAGUGUUUAGAGCAGGUUGCUUGGAUGUACUGCUUAAUGUCCAGUGCAUUUCUCCAUUCAUACACAUCUCAAAUGCAAAAUAGCAGCUUGUACACUAAGAACAAAUAAAUA
This is a messenger RNA of Danio aesculapii, 2695 nucleotides long. RefSeq names its product synembryn-A. Gene Ontology annotation, cellular component: plasma membrane; cytoplasm. Gene Ontology annotation, biological process: G protein-coupled receptor signaling pathway. The transcript is spliced from 14 exons. Gene Ontology annotation, molecular function: guanyl-nucleotide exchange factor activity; G-protein alpha-subunit binding. The record is from RefSeq and is a predicted model, not a curated record. NCBI's taxonomy places the organism in Eukaryota, Metazoa, Chordata, Actinopteri, Cypriniformes, Danionidae.